Molecule: messenger RNA, 2246 nt
Organism: Sinocyclocheilus grahami
Lineage: Eukaryota; Metazoa; Chordata; Actinopteri; Cypriniformes; Cyprinidae
Gene: zfyve1
Product: zinc finger, FYVE domain containing 1
Exons: 11
Coding region: 1-1884 (627 amino acids)
Biological process (GO): lipid droplet formation
Cellular component (GO): lipid droplet
Molecular function (GO): phosphatidylinositol-3,4,5-trisphosphate binding; 1-phosphatidylinositol binding; metal ion binding
Source: RefSeq, a predicted model, not a curated record
AUGCAGCGACUGGCUGCCUGGCAGCUGGCAGUCAAGGAUGAGGAGGCGUUUGUGAGGAAAUUAGGCUGUAGGCCUGAGGAGCUCUUGAAGGUGGUGUCCAUUUUCGGCAACACUGGAGAAGGCAAAUCUCACACCCUCAAUCACACUUUUUUUUUGGGUCGUGAAGUUUUCAAGACAUCUCCAACCCAGGAAUCCUGCACUGUCGGUGUGUGGGGAGCACUGGACCCUCUUCAUAAGGUGGUGGUUGUUGACACAGAGGGAUUUCUGGGGGCAGGAACUAACCAAGGACAGCGAACCCGCCUGCUCCUGAAGGUGCUCGCAGUCUCCGAUCUGGUCAUUUAUCGGACACAUGCUGACAGGCUACAUGAUGAUCUUUUCAAGUUUCUUGGAGAUGCAUCAGAUGCGUAUCUAAAGCAUUUCACGAAGGAGCUGAAAGCCACAACUGCACGCUGUGGUUUGGACGUGCCCCUUUCAACUCUGGGUCCUGCCGUUAUAAUCUUCCAUGAGACCGUCCACACCAAGUUAUUAGGCUCAGACAAGCCAUCAGAAUCAGCCGAGCGGCUUCUUCAGGAACGUUUCCGAAAGCUUGGCCUCUUUCCGGAAGCAUUCAGCUCUAUUCAGUACCGGGGCACUCGAACCCACAACCCCCCGACUGACUUCAGCGGUCUGCUGCGCAGUGUGGAGCAGCAGUUAGACAACAACACUACACGAUCUCCACGGUCUGCUGGUGUCAUCUACAAAGCCUUGCAGGCUUUGAGUGAGUGCUUCAGUGGAGAGAUUCCUGAUGAGCAUCUGGCAAGCAACUCUUUUUUUCCAGAUGAAUACUUUACCUGCUCCAGCAUCUGCCUCAGCUGUGGCUCUGGCUGUAAAAACAGCAUGAAUCACCUACGAGAGGGUGUGGCACAUGAGGCUAAACACCGCUGCCGCUAUUCAGCACACUAUGACAAUCGCAUCUAUACCUGCAAGGUUUGUUAUGAGAGUGGCAAAGAGGUGAUUGUGGUUCCAAAGACAACAGCAUCCUCUGACUCACCAUGGUUUGGCUUGGCCAUAUACGCCUGGUCUGGAUAUGUGAUCGAGUGUCCAAACUGUUCGGUGAUCUAUAGAAGUAGGCAAUACUGGUAUGGGAACCAGGACCCUGUUGAUACAGUGGUUCGGACUGAGAUCCAGCAUGUCUGGCCAGGGUCCGACGGAUUCCUGAAGGACAACAACAAUGCUGCGCAGAGGCUGCUGGAUGGUGUGAACUAUAUGGCUCAGUCUGUUUCAGAGCUAAGUGUCAAGCCUGCCAAAGCCGUCACUGCCUGGUUAACAGACCAGAUUGCCCCUGUUUACUGGAAGCCCAAUUCUCUCAUCAUUAGAUGUAAAAACUGUGGAGAGGAAUUCCAAGAUAAUGAUACAAAGCACCACUGUCGGGCCUGUGGAGAAGGUUUCUGUGAUGGUUGCUCCUCUAAGACACGGCCAGUCCCUGAGAGAGGUUGGGGCCUGGCACCUGUGCGAGUCUGUGACGUCUGCUUUCAAAACAGAGGAAUCCCAGAAGAACUACUGGAUGCAGCGCUGGAAGAGGAGCAAGGUGGGACUCUGAUCGCCAGAAGGGUGGGAGAAGCUGUUCAGAACACAUUAGGAGCGGUAGUCACUGCUAUAGACAUCCCUUUUGGUUUGGUAAAAGAUGCCGCCCGUCCAGCAUAUUGGGUCCCUGACCAAGACAUUCACUGCUGCCACCAGUGCCAGCGUGAGUUUAAUGCCCGUCUCUCCAUCCAUCACUGCCGUGCGUGUGGACAAGGAGUAUGUAACGACUGCUCCCCUGAUCGCCUGGCCGUGCCCUCCAGGGGUUGGGACCAUCCUGUGCGGGUGUGCAUCACCUGCAGCCAGAAAUCUGAAGAGCUCUAGCAGAGCCGAACAUCACUCCACAUUAUAGGACACCCUCGUAUUUGGCCACAGUGCUUCAGAACAGGUUGGGAAGGAAGAAGCACUGCUCUCGAACCAAUGAAUGAUUGUUUGAGAGGAACAUCUCUGCCUUUUGUUCCAACACUUCAUUCACAUCAUGCUCCUACAUAAGCUGUUCACAGUUUAACAUGUAUUGGCCUAUGUAACUUCUUCUUUUAAAGGUUAAAUCCAGCAGGAAAAUAAAUGUGUCAAACCCUCGGCAAUCCUUUGUCUACCAUGCAAUAUGUUACCUGUGGGCAGGCCCAGAUGGAAUGAAAGUUUUUGGGAAAAUCUGCAGAAUGGGUUUAAACAAGGUAGAAAAAAAA